Molecule: messenger RNA, 4200 nt
Organism: Chelmon rostratus (copperband butterflyfish)
Lineage: Eukaryota; Metazoa; Chordata; Actinopteri; Chaetodontiformes; Chaetodontidae
Gene: fam135b
Product: family with sequence similarity 135 member B
Exons: 19
Coding region: 1-4200 (1399 amino acids)
Source: RefSeq, a predicted model, not a curated record
AUGUCUGAAGUACAGGGAACACUGGAGUUUUCUGUAGAGCUGCACAAGUUUCACAAUGUGGAUCUCUUUCAAAGGGGGUUCUACCAGGUACGAGCAGGGCUGAAGGUCUCGCCUCGGGUGCCCCACAGGCUGAUAGCGACAACACAAGACAAUACAGGAGAAUGCAGCUUCACCUCUGCAGGGGUCUACGACGGCACCGUGUUCAGCCGGAUAUUUCAGAUCCUUUACAGAAAUGAGGAGAUUACGGUGAAUGACUGUAUGAUCUUCAAAGUCCACCUGCUAUUGGACGGAGAAAGGGUGGAGGAAGCCUUGAGUGAAGUGGACUUUCAGUUGAAGCUGGAUCUUCAUUUCACAGACAAUGAGCAACAGCUGGCAGAGAUAGCGACUGUCCCGCUGAUCAGCAGUCGGACCCUCAGCCUCCACUUCCACCCGCGGAGAGGCCUCCACCACCACGUCCCUGUCAUGUUCGACUACUUCCACCUGUCCGUCAUUUCUGUCUCCAUACAUGCUUCACUGGUUGCCUUACAUCAGCCACUGAUCAGCUUUGCACGUACGGGGAAGGGCUCCUGGCUGGGGAAGGGCUCGCCGGAGAGCGCCGGCGACCCAUCUGCCAUGUCUGUGGAGAACCUUGUGUUCGGGGCGGGCUACUGCAAGCCUGUCAUCUCCGAGGGAAGCUUUUAUGUGCCCAGUGAAAACUGCCUGCAGAGAGCUCAUACGUGGCACCGAAGGCUCUGUCGCCUCCUGUCGGUCGCACACAGAGGCCUGCACUCCUACUACACUGCACUGAGGAAGGAAAUCCCACAGCUCCAGCAGACCUCGCUAGACUCAGAGGUGCUGCCUGUGGAGGAAACUCUGAAUCAGCUCACAAUAGAGUUACAGCUGCAGGAAGGCCACGAGAAGGUGGCGGAGCAGAUCAGCAGGGACGUGAGCCAGCUCUGCUCCCAGCUGGCUGCUCUGUGGAGCCGCUUCCUGGAGGCCGCUGUGCUCAACCCCCACAUCCUGUCCUACCUGGCCCAGGAGCACCACACGCUCAGGGUCAGGAGGUUUUCAGAGGCGUACUUCUUCACCGAACACCCCAAAGAGAUAUCUCUGACUUUUCAGGAGGAACUAAUCAACAGACAUGGCCAGAUAGCUGCAGAAGUGCGGAGCUCAGACUACCUGACCAAGAUGCCUCCUUUACCUGUCGAGUGCCUGGACAUUGAUGGAGACUGGAACAGCCUGCCCAUCAUCUUUGAAGACAGAUAUGUGGAGUGUCCACAAACAGAGUGGGUAUCACAUGUGCCAAUCACUGAUGGGCAGACCAACUCAGAUCCUGCCAUCACUCCUCCCACUGGGAUUUUUGAAAGCGUCCAGGGAGCCAGAUCACCAGCAAUACCCCUGGAUCCCCUGGAUAGUGAUGACUGUAUGGACCUGCCCACAUAUGUCUCGCUCAUAGCAGAGCAGAGUAAGACCAGCGCCAACAUCAGAAGUACCCACAACCUCAUUCGGACUGAGGACGGCGCCGGACCCUCUCUAGCAGAGGCAGUAAACUUGAAGGCACCAGUGGAAAAGCAAUGCCAGGUUGAAGAGAACUGCAAUUCUGGUUUGACGCACAUCACAGUUGAGCCUUGUGAUGUGGAUCCAGAUAGAGGAGUAGAAGUCCCGGUUCUUUCCUCCAACCACAAUUCCCUCAUUUCCUCUAAUAAGAGCAGUGAUGGGUCCCCUGCUCAUCAUGUAACAGAAAGUACCAUCCAACUUCAUGAUGCCACAAACGACAGCAAUGUAAGUGAAAACAAUGAGGAGGAAUCUGAUAUUGCCAUGCCAUUAAAUCACUCCAUGGAUGAUGAGAGUGAGGAUGUCCCUCUCAUCAGCCUACCCACUGCCUAUGCGCAUCCAGGUAUGCCUUCCUUUCCCGGUGAUCUCAGAAAAGAGAUGACUCACCGCGGAGGUCUGGCCGGCUCCAAGAUCAUGAAGCGCUCGUCCUCUGUUAUUUCCGACUCAGGUAUUGAGAGUGAGCCCAGCUCGGUGGCCUGGCCCUUAGAAGCUGCACUGCGAGGCCGACCUCCUCUGGACUUCUCCAGCGAACGGGAGAUUCCCCAGCAGAUAGUGUGUCGCCACCCGGUCCACCGCAGCUCUCUGGAGGGUCUGCAGAUGGAGAGCAACGGCAGCCUUCCAAGUGCAGGCAUACAGGCCUCGCUCACCUCUAUUAGCUCUCUGCCCUACGAGGAGGACCAGCAGCAGAGGCAGCUCAGCAAACUGACCAAGUCCGUCUCUGCACCGCAGAUUAGUAGCCCUGAAGACACUGAGGAGGACCAUGUGUUGCUCAACCAGGAAACAGACACUAAGAGCUCAGUGCAGCACCAGGAUUCAUUCAAGAUCAACUGCUCUUCAUUGAACAGCAACCUGGAUUCUGAGCAGUCUGAAUCGUCUCAAUUAGAUCCGAGUUUAACAACAAAUCUUGGCCAUAUUCUCAAGGAUAAUACAAACUCUGAAAAGUCAAACUUUCCACAGUACCUGUCAGAGACAUGCAGAACCAAGUCAGUGUUAAGUGGCUUGUCUGAAGUCUUGCUUUUACAAGAGUCUGUCGAAAGCCCUCAUGUGAAGGAAAGCUCUGUUAUUGGCAGCCAGGGGGAGAAUGUGAACCAUCAAACACACAUCAGUGGAGUAAGCGCCUCAGUGGACGAUGUGCAUCUCGUUGAAAUGGAAGCGGCGCCCUGCAGCUGUGGAAGCAAACCAUGUGUGUAUAAAAGCGCAGCGGAUCAGGAGAGAAUUAACACCGGAGAUGAGUGCCAAAGUUUCCAUCAGGCCGAACGGCUUACUGCUGAAGACCAGGAGCGUCUGGAUCCCUCCCAAACACCUGUAGAGCCUUCAGGGCUUCAACACUCCAGUGACCUGCCCAACAAUGCCACCACCACACAGAGGCCGAGCGACCUUGCAGGGCUGAUAGUCAAUGAUGUCACAUCACCUGUUGACCUCAACGGCAUAUCAGCCAGCGAGAAAGACCCUUUAGACUGCCAGACUAAGUCCUCUAAGAUCCCCAACUCAGGGCUGGCCUUCGUGAAUAAGAAGAUGGUGGAGGUGGUGAAUAUGUCUGUGUCCUGUGCGCCGACCUGCCUGCCCUUUUCUUCCGUUCUGAGAGACUCUCCGUCCAUCGGUGGAAUGUCCGCUCGCCAGGCUACCUCACCUAUCACCCAUCAGCCGCUGGGCUCCUUCGGUAUCAUCUCCUCGUCUUCGCUCAAUCUCCUGAACAUGGAUGACGAGACCAAUGAACGGAUGCUGAAUUUCUACAAAGCCAAAGAGGAGCUGUUCAAAGAGCUGAGCUUUCAGGCCAGCUUGUACAGCGACCUUCCUCUCCUGGCAUCAGAUCUGCCCUACUUCCCCCCCGAGGAGGACGAUGAGGAGUUUGAUGACGGCAUACACCUUGUUGUGUGUGUCCACGGGCUUGAUGGAAACAGCGCAGACCUUCGGCUGGUGAAGACUUUUAUUGAGUUAGGGCUGCCAGGAUCCAGGCUGGACUUCCUCAUGUCUGAGAGGAACCAGACCGACACGUUUGCAGAUUUCGACACCAUGACAGACAGGUUGCUGGAUGAGAUCAUUCAGCAUAUCCAGCUCUACAACCUCACCAUCGGCAGGAUAAGCUUCAUCGGCCACUCUCUGGGGAACAUCAUCAUCCGCUCAGUGCUGACGAGGCCUCGCUUCCGCUGCUAUCUGCCCAAGCUGCACACUUUCCUCUCGCUGUCAGGCCCACACUUGGGAACGCUGUACAACAACAGCACGUUGGUCAGCACAGGUCUGUGGUUAAUGCAGAAGCUGAAGAAAUCAGGAUCCCUGCUGCAGCUCACCUUCAGAGAUCACGCUGAUCCACGGAAAACAUUCCUUUAUCAUCUGAGUCAGAAACCAGGGCUGCAGUUCUUCAAGAACGUGGUGUUGGUGGCGUCUCCACAGGACCGUUAUGUUCCUUUCCACUCGGCUAGAAUAGAGAUGUGCAAAACUGCUCUUAAAGACAGGACCACAGGGCCUGUGUACACUGAGAUGAUCAACAACCUCCUGCAGCCACUCGUGGAGGCUAAAGAGUGUCGACUCAUUCGCCAGAACGUGUUCCACGCUCUGCCCAACACGGCCAACACCCUGAUCGGCCGCGCCGCCCACAUCGCCGUCUUGGACUCCGAGCUUUUCCUGGAGAAGUUUUUCUUAGUGGCAGGGCUGAACUACUUCAAAUAA